CCUUCGGCUUAUCUGUUCCUUUGUUCCCUUUCAACUUUAGUUUCAAAACAGUCAAAAUGAGUUUUAGACCAAUGCAAACAAGUGCUGUUGCUGGUGGUGGAAGUAGGGGCUUUAGUGCUUGCUCAGUUGGUGGAGGAAGAUCAAGUGGUGGCUCUCGCUCUGGAGGUGCCUUUGGAACACGAAGUCUUGUCAGCCUUGGUGGAAAGAAAAGAAUUUCAAUUGGUGUAAACAGUCAGGGUGCUGGUGGAGGAUAUGGUGGAGGUGCCGGUGGAUUCGGUGGAGGUGCCGGCGGAUUCGGUGGAGGUGCCGGCGGAUUCGGUGGAGGUGCCGGUGGAUUCGGUGGAGGAGCAGGAGGAUUCGGUGGAGGUCAUGGAGGAUUUGGUGGACAUGGAGGUGAUCCUGGCUUCCCCGUUUGCCCACCUGGUGGAAUUCAGGCAGUUACCGUCAACCAAAGCCUUUUGCAGCCACUAAAGGUGGACAUAGAUCCAGCCAUUCAAAAAGUAAAAUCUGAAGAAAGAGAACAGAUCAAAAACCUGAACAACAAAUUUGCCACUUUCAUUGACAAGGUUAGAUUUUUGGAACAGCAAAAUCAAGUACUAGAGACAAAAUGGCGCCUUUUACAAGAACAUGGCCAAAAAGGGGGUUCCAAAAAACCAAGCAUAGAGCCCCUUUUUGAGCAUUUUAUAAGCAACCUGAAGAGACAGCUUGACAGUAUAACAAGCGAGAGAAGCCGUCUGGAGAGUGAACUAAAGACAAUGCAAGAGCUGGUAGAAGAAUACAAGAAGAAAUAUGAAGAUGAAAUUAACAAGCGCACAGCAGCUGAAAAUGAAUUUGUGGUGCUUAAGAAGGAUGUGGAUGCUGCAUACAUGGUGAAGGUGGAGUUGGACAGCAAGGUGCAUACCCUGACAGAGGAGAUAGAAUUCUUGAGGACGCUCUAUGAUGCUGAGCUCUCAAGCGUUCAAGGAGGAAUGGGUGACACCUCAGUUGUUCUGUCUAUGAAUAACAACAGAGACUUGAACUUGGACGACAUAAUCAAAGACGUUAAGAAUCAGUAUGACCAGAUUGCUCAGAGAAGCAAGGCUGAAGCAGAAGCAGCAUUCGACAACAAAUACAAGCAAUUGCAAGCCGUGGCUGGACAACAUGGCGACCACCUGAAGAACAGCAAGAAUGAAAUCUCAGAACUGAACCGUAUGAUCCAGAGACUGAAGGCUGAGAUUGAAAACAUCAAGAAGCAGAUCGCAGCUCUCCAGCACUCCAUUGCUGAGGCUGAGCAGCGUGGGGAGAAUGCUUUGAAGGAUGCCAGAGGGAAAUUGGCUGGACUUGAAGCUGCUUUGCAAAAGGCCAAAGAAGAUCUGGCCCGCCAGAUGCGCGACUACCAGGAGCUCAUGAAUGUGAAACUUGCUCUUGAUAUUGAAAUCUGCACUUACAGAGCCAUGCUGGAAGGAGAAGAGGAAAGAAUGUCUGGACAAAUAGUCAACAAUGUGACCAUUUCCGUAGUUGGAGGUUCUUCAAGCCACUCUGCUAGUGGUGGAGGAUCAGGAGGUGCCGGCGGACACGGAGGUGGAUAUGGUGUUGGCGGAGGACACGGAGGUGGAUAUAGUGUUGGCGGAGGACACGGAGGUGGAUUUGGUGCUGGCGGAGGACAAGGAGCCGGAGGAUAUGGCAUGGGUGGAGGAAGUGGCCAUGUCUCUGGAGGCAGCAGCAGUCAAUAUGGUGCCUCUCACAGAAGCACAGUGGCAGUGUCUACAACAUCAGCAUCAUCCUCAGUAAAGAAAUAUUAAGAUGUGCCCGAGUUAUAGCACUAGUCACCGUGCCCACCUCUUCAAAGCCACCCUCCCCCUAUACCUUUUUUGAUCUGCUCAGAUAACAGAAGCUUCACUAGUAUGUUCAGUUAUAUCAUCCUAGCUCUAUCCUUACUUGUUCUCCGGGAUACAAGUCACUAUAAUGUAGACAUUCCAUGUUUUCCCAUAACAUUAACCUAAAGAAUUUCUAUUCAUUGUGUUGCCUUGACAUCACUUGUUCCAUAGAGACAACAAUAUAGUCUCAAAUAUUUCUUUAAAAAUGGGGAAAGCAUCUAAAUACUACCAUAUGUGUCACACAGAAGAUCAAAAGCAAAUCUAUUAUAGAGAAGGUGUUGUAACUUUCAUAUUCCCUUUGUAUGACUGCUAUUGCACUGUUGUGUCCCUGUAACAUAUCUAGGUGAGUUUGAUAAAGAUAUCUGAGCUUGGCUAUGGCUUUUGCCAGUCCUGUAAGCUCAUGCUUAUAUUUAUCUCUGAGAGUAAUGGGAGUCGGGACGUUUGUUGUAUAUAAAAUCCUUUUAAUGCAUUACUCAAUCUUUCAACCCCAGGCACGCCUUUCUUAUCUUUUCUGUAUUUCUUCAAUAAACUGCAUAUGGAUCUCAA
Messenger RNA from Pseudophryne corroboree (corroboree frog), 2402 nucleotides. RefSeq names its product keratin, type II cytoskeletal 1-like. The transcript has 9 exons. Gene Ontology annotation, molecular function: structural constituent of skin epidermis. Gene Ontology annotation, biological process: intermediate filament organization; keratinization. Lineage: Eukaryota; Metazoa; Chordata; Amphibia; Anura; Myobatrachidae. Gene Ontology annotation, cellular component: keratin filament. Bases 57 to 1781 code for a protein of 574 amino acids. The record is from RefSeq and is a predicted model, not a curated record.